GGAGGGAGUAAUUAGUUUGGGCCUCCUUGAUAUUGGAUCGGCCGCAUGGGCUAAUCCUACUCUGAGAUCAUCUCUCUCGUUUGAAAACCACGGUACUCUGAGACGCAGAGACGGGGAGGCUGUUAUAAUGGAGGAAGGGGAAGAAAGUGGUAGCAAAAAGGAAGGAGGGGGUGAGCUGCUCUUGGGUUGGCCCACUUUCGUGGAGCUUCAAAACGGGCGCUUCAAAUGCUUGGAAACGGGUCACGAAUUAGUCGGGUCUUGCAGAGAAUCAUACAGCCGGAGCAAACAUUGCCGUUUGGGUCUAAUCGACUCCGCCUUGUCACUCAAUAAACCCCCUCUCAAUGUCUUUCGCCAGGACCCUCUGUCUCGCAAGAAGUUGAUAUGUAAGCUGACAGGACUAACAGUCAAUAAAACCGAGGAGCAUAUAUGGAAGCAUAUCACAGGGAAACGUUUUCUGAAUACGUUAGAGAAAGAAGAGGCCAUAAAGCGAACACUGAAGGGAAGAACCCAAGACCAGACUCAGAAGAAUCCAGAUAAAGAUGCAAAGAAAAAUCAGAAAAGCUUGAAAGACGUGAAAAAGAAAAACCAACUAAAUGAAGAACAAAUAAAGGAAAUUAUCUCUAAGGCGAGAAAUAUGUCUGAUAAAGACAGUGAUACUGAAGAUGACUUCUGGAUGCCUUCACGUGAAUGUCAGGAAAUUCACAGAGUUGAUCGACGAGGUUCUGAUUUGCAUGUAAUAACAAAAGCAGAUGGUCUUAGGAGAGCAGGACGUGCAGAAGCAGAAAAUGAAGAUUUGAAAGAGCUGCCCGACAAGAUGAAAAGAUUGUCCAUAGAAAUCGGUCCCAGUGCCUUCGCGUCUAGGAAAAAGAAGAAGAAAAUCAGCACAUUGGAUUAAAUGGAACAUGGCGCUAGUACUCGACUGCAAAUCCUCUUGGUGGCUGUAUGUAUGUCUUAAAAAUCUGCAUGUCACACAAAUUGACCACUGUAAAUAUCAUCUUAUUUUUUAUUUGAAAUGUUUUGUAUUGAAAUCUGUGUGCUUGUUAUGGCCUCCGCUGAGGCUCUAGUAGGAACAACUGGGCUCGGUAGUAGCUUUCAGUCUUUAUACUAAAUCCAUGUUAAAUUUUAGUGUUUUUUUAUCCAUUUACUUGACAAAUUUUGCUGCUACAAGCCUCUUAUUUGGCCAUUCUUCAUUUCUUUGUAAGGUCUGGAUAUUUUAUUUUUAUGUC
Messenger RNA from Daucus carota subsp. sativus, 1226 nucleotides. RefSeq lists its product as uncharacterized. Lineage: Eukaryota; Viridiplantae; Streptophyta; Magnoliopsida; Apiales; Apiaceae. The coding region runs from base 128 to 895 and encodes 255 amino acids. The transcript has 5 exons. The record is from RefSeq and is a predicted model, not a curated record.